UUCUGCCAAUCGCUUGAGGACAGAGUGGGAAAAGGAACAAGCAGAGUUAGAGGCAGGACAAAAUAAGUUAUAUAGACCGCUUAUAUACAUAUAUUUUAAUGUUUUAGAAAAUCGCGGUGGCGGGGGGAGAAACAAUAGUGGUGAGAGUGGAUGGACUUGACAGUGUAGUUAGUAAUGGAGUCCCCUUUGAGCAAGAGGAAUCCAGCGAUAAGAUUAGCGGAUUUGGCAGCGACUCAACCUCUUCCUCAUCAGAAUAUGACAGGCUUCCCGGGGCUAGGGGGGCAUCACCCUCACUCCCACCAUGCUCACCACCACCCUGGAGAGAUGGGCAACGACCCCGGAGUGGCACUCACUCCAUUUGGACCCGAGCACAUGGCACAGACAAAUGCUCUCAAACUUAGCCCCUCUCAGCAUAUUCAGAGCUAUCCUGAAGCCCAGACCGUCGCAGUGGCAGCAGCAUCCUUCACUUCUACUCAGACCACAGUUGGUUACCCCGUGGCUCCUCACCCAGGCUACUCUAACAGCAGGGACUACAUCCUCAGGAGAGAACUCUCAGCUUCGGCUAUGCAUGCACUUGGCGACCAGCAUAGUUCAGCCUCCUCCCCUCAUCACCAUGGCAUGUUCAUCUCCCCAACAGGUGCUUAUGGGCAUGCCGAGACUUGUGCCCUUCCACUUUUCUCUGGACUCCACGAACAGGCAGCACCAGGUGCCCACCACCACCAUCACCAUGCCCUCAACGGGCAGAUGCGUUUGGGUCUACCGGGGGACAUCUACGGCAGGCCAGAGCACUUCGUCCACAGGCCCGAGCAUUAUGGACCUUCUUCCCUCCACAGCUACAACUCCAUGAACCUCAAUGUGAACAUCGCUUCUGCUCCUCACGGAGCCGCGGGGGCGUUUUUGAGAUACAUGAGGCAGCCCAUCAAGCAAGAGUUAAUCUGCAAAUGGAUUGAUCAAGAGCAAACUUCAAAGAAGCCCUGCUCCAAAACUUACAGCACCAUGCAUGAGUUGGUCAACCAUGUCACCGUGGAGCACGUCGGGGGACCGGAGCAGAGCAGUCACGUCUGCUUCUGGGAGGAAUGUCCACGCGAGGGGAAAGCUUUUAAGGCGAAGUACAAACUAAUAAACCACAUCCGAGUUCACACGGGAGAGAAACCCUUCCCUUGUCCUUUCCCCGGCUGUGGAAAAGUGUUCGCUCGCUCUGAGAAUCUAAAGAUUCAUAAAAGGACACACACAGGAGAAAAGCCUUUCAAGUGCGAGUUUGACGGCUGCGACAGGAAAUUCGCCAACAGCAGUGACCGGAAGAAGCACUCCCACGUCCACACGAGUGACAAGCCUUACUACUGCAAAGUCCGAGGCUGUGACAAGUCCUACACGCACCCCAGCUCGCUGCGAAAGCACAUGAAAGUCCAUUGCAAGUCGCCCCCGCCCCCUUCCGCCAACGCUUCGUACCAUUCCUCUACAAACCUUCUCAGCGCGCCCCUUUCUCCUGCCUCCGAACCGCACAGGAACCGGUCAGCAAAUCUCUCGCCUCAGGUUACCAACCUUAAUGAGUGGUACGUGUGCCAGGGGAGCGGGGGACCCAACCAUCUCCACACCCCAUCCAGCAAUGUGCCAACGACGGACUCGGAAGAGGAGGACACUUUCAGAAAUUCAGACCCACGGACAAUGCUCUAAUGUUUACAAACAGAAGAAGAAAAAUAAUUGCCCAAAUUGUCUCUCAAAUGUGUAUAUGUGUAGUAGCCUAACGCUUCGAACACACCGACAGUGUUUUUGCGCAAAAUAAGACGCAGCAUAAUCUGGAUAUGUAUGCAACAACAGUUCAACAUUCACCUUCUGCUACCAUUACUGUCAAGCUGUAAACACAUACAGUUUGACCCAUACGUUCGAUAAAUCAACGUAUGCACCAAACCGAACGCACUGCAACUGCCUCUGCAACGCAAUGCUGCAUGGCAAACAGUUUCAUUGGAAAUGAAUGUAAUUCUGUUGUACCAAAAUGCAACGACACUGUCAGUGUGAUCGAAGCGUAAGACCUAAUAAGUGCAUGAGGACUGUACUGGCUGUAAGCAUAUCAAUUGGACUUUAUAUGAAGCAAGAAAUAGCGCCGCGGAUGUCAGAUGAUGAAUAACAACAACUGCCUUUAAAACGUGCCCUCUUUGUUUCCUUUCUAAAGAGCUGAAUGUAUCGACAUAUCAACAAGUCUCAACAUAGAAAAGCUACAAUCACCAGUAUUAUUUGAGAAAAGGAAAUCAUAUAUAUUAAAAGGACCAAGAGAAGCCUAAAUAUAGGCUACUGGAAACAUAAAUACAAUGUAAUUCGUAAGGAUAAAAGCCUUUGGAAAAACACCUACAUAGCCUACAUAUGCGGGCUACAUUUACAUGCAUGCAUCUUUUAACAUGAUUAAGUCAUAAGUUCUUAAUUAUGCUUACAUUGACAUUGUCCAUAUGAUCGCAACCCCUCGAAAUGUAACAUGUCUUAUUCAUCAAUGUCUAAUCUCAGACAGAAGGGAGAAAACAGACGUUGUUGCUCACGCAAAGUACAUGAGCCUUGAACACUAAACAUCCCAAAAUGGUGGAGUUGCAUUUCAUUUUUCUUCUGAAUACCUCACAGUAGAUGCGAGAACUAAUGUAAACAUCCGAUUGAAUUUCGAACACCUGCAGAGAGCGAGAGACAUGUCGCACACACAUGACCCAAUUAAGUCAUAAAUAGGAAUCAAAAUAAUAAUGGCUAACAGCUAAGUGUCUUAAAGGGUUCAUAUGUAGUUUUGAUAUUAAUACAAUGACUAAGUUAGGAUAUAUAUUUUUUGUCCUAGGCUAUUUAAGAAGUAUUUAAGACUAUAUUUGAUGCAAAAAAAUUACACCAGUGUUUUUCAAUCGUUAAAGAGUAGCCUACGAAUAAGUCCUUCGAGACCAUAAAUAUGUACACUGACAGAUUUUGUCCCUAACGGUCGGAUUUGUAUAUAAUUGUAUUAUUGCUCGUGAUUGUUGUUCUUAGUCUUAAUUACGAAGAAUGUUGUUUUGUACAUUGUAAUUUAUUUGCUGGUAUUAAUGUUGUAAUGGAUUUACAGAGACACCAAAGAAUAAUAAUAUACAUUUUGGUGAAUAAGUAGUAGCUUACUGAUUGAUGCUUUUGAUCUUGUUCUGUAAAAGAAAAAGUAUUAUUCUUUACUUGAAUAUAGGCAGUGUAAAGUAUUAUUCUUUACUUGAAUAUAGGCAGUGUAAAGUAUUAUUCUUUACUUGAAUAUAGGCAGUGUAAAGUAUUAUUCUUUACUUGAAUAUAGGCAGUGUAAAGUAUUAUUCUUUACUUGAAUAUAGGCAGUGUAAUGUGAAACGUCCCUCCUCUCGCAUGCCCUUUGCAGUGACUGUGUUUUUCUCUAUGAGGUGCGUGGUGCCGUUGGUUAUGUUGGAUAAAAAGUGAUGAAACAGCUAUGAUUGUGCAGACCCUUGAUGUUCGUGAUCCAAUUGACAGUAUAAAUUCAAGCUAGAGCUGAAUAAACACACAAGGCCGAGUUAAUAGGUGUUUUUUGGUUUACAUAACUUUAUUGUUUCUUCGUUGAAUUCAGGAGGCCUGCCAGUGCCGGAUGCCAUUCCUUAAAACAAAAAGAUAUAUAAUGUACUUGUUUACAUGCAGUAAAUGCAACUACUGGUAAAAUCAGUUGUUUUAUUUUUUUAUUUAACCUUUAUUUAACUAGGCAAUUCAGUUAAGAACACAUUUGUUAUUUACAAUGUCGGCUUAGGAACAGUGGGUUAACUGCCUUGUUCAGGGGCAGAACGACAUAUUUUUACCUUGUCAGCCCGGGGAUUCGAUUUUCGGUUACUAGUCCAACGCUCUAACCACUAGGCUACCUGCCGCACCUUGUAAAGCUGUUAUCACAUUAGUAUAGCCUACAGAAGAUCGAAGUAACUUAGGCUCCAAACACAUUGCAAAAGAAAAAUAAACAAUUACUGACGGUUAAAGUUUUCACUAUUGAGUGGUAAAUACAACAGGCCCAAGAAGGGGCUGGCAUAAAUAAACCAAUCAGAAGGGCAAAUGGGGAAACGUAUAUCCCCUUAAUGGGUCUCUAAAAAGUGGGACAGCACAAGCAACCGAGGCAUGAAUCAUUCAUGGUAAAAAAGACAAUAGAAAAGAUCUGACAAUACGCAAGUAUAUAAAGUAAGUCCCCGUCUUAUUUCCUCCAUUAAAAGGCACAAUCUCACUUUAAACGUCGCCCCUGUCCAAUGUAUAGAAUUCAAAUUGACCAAAGCGAGUUCUGCACCACUUCAAAGGCCUGAUAUACUUCUGAGCCGAAGGCCCGCCGCUUUGACACUCUUCAUGGUGUGUUAGGAAUUCUAUGACAAUUGGGGAGCGAGCCGCUCACAUUUGAAUAUGUCUGGUAAAAAAAACACUAACUGCCACUAAAUGGACGAUCAUCAAAGAGCACAGUGCACCUUCUCCCCCAAAAAGCCUCAUGUGUCGACACAGACAGACCUAUAUUUUCACAUAAAAGGGCAAAACAAGAACAACACAGGCUGUUCCUGUUUUGUCCCCAUAUAUUGUUUACAGAAAAUGGAAUGCAGGGACACACUCUAUUGUUGUUUUGCUCUUUUUUAUGUGAAAAUGUAUGGUGCUAUAGGAUGGGCAAAGAAUCGGCAAAAAAGGUGAAUUUAUACAUUCAGGCCUUUACAACCGGCACAGGUGAACUUCAAUUGUCUCAAAUAGUGUGCCAAUUACAGUUAAAUGAGAUAAUAGAAUACUUGAUUCAUUGCUGCCUUUGCACUCCAUAAGUAACAUUUGUGAGAGUGUUUAGUCUUUAUCCCUUAGAAUGAGACGGCCUCUUGAGUCUUGUUUCUGUGUCAUGUAGAACAAGCUGCAAAAAGAGGAUGCGAGGGUUGCGCAUCCAUCUCUGAACAGAACCCCCCCCCCCCCCACACACACACACACAAACAAGCACCUGAUCAACCCGUGCUAAGUUUAAUUCCACACCAAGUGAAGAAGCAGACUUAUGUGUUUAGAUGUAGGCUUGCCAACCAAUAUGAAGCACAAAUGGCUAUGACAAUUGAUCAACGCAACAAAAAAAUUACAGAAUCUCUCAUAUGAAUCUCCAUCACAAGGCAGUUAAAUUGACCUUGCUUGAAACGUUGGUUAAGUCAAUGUUCACUUUCUCUCCGACUUUGUCAGCAAACACGUUUUAUGGAAGAUAAUCAAGUUUUAUUGAAAACAAGCAGUCUUGUGUCGCUUUUUUUGUCGCCUCUCCUCUUAUCCAUAAACCCUUAUUUGGACAAAGGCGAAAUCCUCUUCUAUUUAUUUAAAACAAGUGCUCCGUGAAUGUUGCAAAAUAAACACGAAGAAAAAUAACCAAAGAGAUAGUUCCCUCGGCGUGAAAAGGGCGGACUUAAUAAAAAGGAGUGAAGCAGUCACCGUUCAAUGAGAAACGCUUUGAAGUAGAACUUAUUAUCUGAGGAAUAGUUUUGGGUUGUCCUAACGACGGCACUGAAUGGGAAAGGCUCUCCUUUGUCAGCGAUUUGUUCUCCUUUAGUGGGAUGCCCGUGGAAAUCACUUACAUGGCCCACCUUACCACGCCGCCUGCAAAUCAGUAACCGGCCGAGUCAGACAUGCAGACGCCACUUUGGCAAGGACAAAGCAGAAGUCGCGGGGAAAACGGGGCUUGUUUUCGCCCUCUCUCUCAUUUCGCCCUUUAGAAGGGCUGAAUGAUAAUUUCGGAGACGACCGUAGGACCAAAACAAAUGUUGUCUUGUCAGAUUUGACAAGAAUUACCAUUCUCUCUGAAAUUCAGCACACUGAGCAUAAAUACAAUUGUUUGUGGUCUAGGUCUAGGUCUAGUCUUUAAGGCUAUAGGCCUACUGAGAUUCUGUUCCCUUAUAAUAUCACCAACUAAGAUGUAGCCUAUUUGGUCAAUUGCACUUGUGCCUCAGAUAAAACAGCAACAUCUUUAAGGCUAUAGGCCUACUGAGAUUCUGUUCCCUUUAUAAUAUAACCAACUAAGAUGUAGCCUAUUUGGUCUAUUGCACGUGUGCCUCAGAUAAAACAGCAACAUCUCUGACAGAAACGUUUCCCUCUCAAAAUAUCAAACAUCCCCUUCUUCAUGUGUCUGCCAAAAUAAUUGUGGCCAAACUAUUACCUUUGGCGGUGAGACAGGUUUAGAAUGUUUUAGCAUAAAAGCACUAGGAUAAAUAGUGAGGUUUACCACCUGAAAACCCCGUCAAGUGGACUGAAUUUGGAGGGCUCUCAUCCUUUUUGAUUUUCUCCCUAACGUUUGAAGCGGUUGUUAAUUAAAGUGAUUGUAAGCGAGCAAUGCCUCCGCUUUGUCCCCGUACCUCUGCCAUUGAAAGGCGAAGCUCGCAAGGGUAGCCUAGUUUUGUCUCCUUGUCGAUUCAAUUUACAACUCCCGAUUUGUCUGGGAUACACUUGUGUAAUGAUGCAAACAUGUAAAGUUAAUGCAAAUAUAUCUUGUGAUAAAAUAUAUAAUGGGAUUAAUUUAUAACCAGUUAUGACAAUAAAACUGACAUGUCAUUAAUA
This is a messenger RNA of Oncorhynchus kisutch (coho salmon), 6513 nucleotides long. Its product is annotated as zinc finger protein ZIC 5. Gene Ontology annotation, molecular function: DNA-binding transcription factor activity, RNA polymerase II-specific; RNA polymerase II cis-regulatory region sequence-specific DNA binding. Lineage: Eukaryota; Metazoa; Chordata; Actinopteri; Salmoniformes; Salmonidae. Gene Ontology annotation, cellular component: nucleus. Gene Ontology annotation, biological process: regulation of transcription by RNA polymerase II. The transcript is spliced from 2 exons. Bases 175 to 1674 code for a protein of 499 amino acids. The record is from RefSeq and is a predicted model, not a curated record.